Molecule: messenger RNA, 944 nt
Organism: Daphnia magna
Lineage: Eukaryota; Metazoa; Arthropoda; Branchiopoda; Diplostraca; Daphniidae
Exons: 2
Coding region: 64-705 (213 amino acids)
Source: RefSeq, a predicted model, not a curated record
AAGGACCGAGAGACCUUCAAACCCAAGUUGGCAAGGAAAUCAGAAUUACUCACAAAUCCUGAGAUGGAUGAGUCCUUUUAUUAUCGUUUGAAGACGAUAAAGAACUCCAGAGCAUCGAAGUCAAACAUCGAUCCAAUUGAGAAAAUUUACCGAAGUCAAACCUUUAAAAUUCUUGAUCUUGCUAAACCGUUGCUUUAUUUACAUAGCCGUGCUAAUUUGAAGAAAAAGUCGAGAUCAGACGCCAAGGCAAUCAAGAUCGCACUGAGACUCUGGGCCACGCUAUUAAACGACGUCACCAGAGCACGUCGACGCAACAUUUUGACCCAGAUUUAUCCCGGAUUCACCAGUUUGCUGGAUAACAAGAAGAUUCUCCCAGCUGACGGCGGGGAGCAUCUGUUUGGCCCAAAAUUCAUCGGUGAGCUGGUAGACCAGAUGAAGACAAUGAAUACCAUGGAUAUUCAAGCAGGUGAUAAGAGUGGGGUGGUUCCAGUUACGCCACUUCAGAGACCAGCCAGGGCAUCCACUUCAGCAGCGGCAUAUGGUGGUAGCUCGCAGUCUAACAACAAUCGAUACAGCGGAUACAACAGCAGCAACCAUGGCGGAAACUACAACAACUAUCGCAGUGGAAAUAACAAUUAUAACAACCGUGGUGGCAAUAGAGGCUUCAAUGGCAACCGCGUCAACCAGAACGGCAGAAAACUGUAAAAAAAAAAAAAAAAUAUCCAUCUUUUGUUUACCUCAAUGUUACCAAAAAAAAAAAAAAAAAAAAAAAAAGGUCUGAGGUAGCAUAGGGGAUACGCCCACCACUUUAGUUCUUGCUGGAGGAAGAGCUCAAUACACAAGGUCAACACAUCAGUUAAUAUCGUCACUCUUAAUUUACAAACAAUCUCAAUUGUUCAUCGCGAGCCAUGCUCGCUCGAACAAUUUACAAUUAUACCAGGAGU